CAGACAUUCUACCUACAUCGGGGUAUACAUCAAAUUACUUGUUUGCGUUGAUCAAAUUUAUACUAACAACCUUGUCAAAACCCCGUGGGCGUUCCCGUCGUUACUUUACCCACCCCCCUUUUACCUACCCGGCACCUUUGUCGACAAACAACGAUGGCGGCCUCAAUCCUCCCUGGCCUGCUCUCAGGUGCCGCAUUUGGUGCAUCACUGACGGGCGCGGGAGUAUAUCAGCCUUCGGUCAUCAUGGCGCAGCUUGAACUGGAAGACUUCCACAUGUUGCAAACCUUGCUCACGGCCACGGCUGGGAGUGCUGUCCUUGCAUCACUGGUCCAGGGACUCGGGUACGUGAAGCUCAGCCCGCGCAGCUUCUCUUCGUUCAACCUCCUCGGCUCGGCAGACGCCAACGUCAUCGGCGGCGCCCUUCUCGGCGGCGGCAUGGCCCUGGCCGGUUCCUGUCCGGGAACAGUGGCUACUCAGAUCGGGCUCGGCAUCCCGUCGGGAUACUGGACGCUCGCCGGUGGCGUGGCGGGCGGCAUCGUCUGGACGGGGUUCGUGCGGCCGUGGAUGGCUCGUCGUAACGCCCAGGAGGGCGCCAAGACGGCCGGCAAGAAGCCGUGCCUGACGGUCCACGAGUGCGUCGGGGUCAGCCCACGGGUCGGGCUCGUCGUCUUUGAGGCGCUGGCCGCUGCCGCCAUCGGCGCGGCACUGAACAUCCAGACUCCGAGUGGCGGCGGCGGCAGCACUCGGAAGGUCGAGCCGGUGAUUGGCGGGUUAUUCAUCGCCGGGGCGCAGCUCAUCUCGCUGCUCAUCCGCAGGUCGAUGGUCGGGACGUCGACCGUCUUCGACGAGCUCGGUGAGCUUUUCUGGUGGGCCGUUUCUGGUGGACAGAGGCCAAAGUCGAUGAGCGCGCUGGUUUUCGUCACCGGCAUCAUCCUUGGAUCUGCUACCCUGGUGAGGGCGUUCCCCACGGCUUUGGCUGGCGCCGCGCUGGGGGAUGUGACGCCCAUGAGGGCCGCGCUGGGCGGUUUUGUCAUGGCCGUCGGGUCCAGAGUUGCAGGCGGCUGCACGGCGGGCCAUGGUAUCAGUGGCAUGUCGCUCAUGUCGGUGUCGAGCAUAAUUACGGUGGUGUCGAUGUUUGUGUCUGGUGUUGUGGUCACCAAAGCGUUGUUUUUUUGA
This is a messenger RNA of Pyricularia grisea, 1176 nucleotides long. RefSeq lists its product as uncharacterized. Bases 154 to 1176 code for a protein of 340 amino acids. The transcript is spliced from 2 exons. Gene Ontology annotation, cellular component: plasma membrane. The record is from RefSeq and is a predicted model, not a curated record. Lineage: Eukaryota; Fungi; Ascomycota; Sordariomycetes; Magnaporthales; Pyriculariaceae.